AUGACGCGUAAAGGCGCUGCAAAACAACAAAAAAUUAGUGAUCCCAAGUUCAUUUCAUACGUCGCUCCAAAAGCCCUAAAGGAAGCUGUUAUUUCUACACCAGCUCCUUCGUCUUCUUCAACCUCAACUUCUGUCUCCACCAACUUAGAUUUAGAAAUUGUUCAAGAAGUUUUUG
Molecule: messenger RNA, 175 nt
Organism: Funneliformis geosporum
Lineage: Eukaryota; Fungi; Glomeromycota; Glomeromycetes; Glomerales; Glomeraceae
Source: the annotation of a GenBank genome assembly